This is a messenger RNA of Rhinopithecus roxellana (golden snub-nosed monkey), 2181 nucleotides long. RefSeq names its product myocyte-specific enhancer factor 2B-like. Gene Ontology annotation, molecular function: RNA polymerase II cis-regulatory region sequence-specific DNA binding; DNA-binding transcription factor activity, RNA polymerase II-specific; protein dimerization activity. NCBI's taxonomy places the organism in Eukaryota, Metazoa, Chordata, Mammalia, Primates, Cercopithecidae. The record is from RefSeq and is a predicted model, not a curated record. The transcript has 9 exons. Bases 859 to 1965 code for a protein of 368 amino acids. Gene Ontology annotation, biological process: positive regulation of transcription by RNA polymerase II.
CUGUGCUGGAAUCCCAGGGGAAGGGGUAGAUUUAGAGGUCUGGGCUGGGGUCCAAUCUGGAAGGCUCCUCAUAACUGACCUUUGAAGUUUAGAAAACAGCCUCUAGCGGGAAGAGGGAGGGAGAGGGGCGCGGUUGUUGGAAGCAUUGUAAUUGUCUUGGACUGUGGAGAGGCAGGACGGAGCGGGGUUGAGGGACCAGUAGCUGCGGAGGGUCUGUCACUCCCUGUGGGGGCACGUAUCUGGCCCCGGGAGGCACAGUUGAGUGAGGCCACACAGGCCACCCCAGAGCCCCGUCUUGCAGCCUUUCCAUUCUAGUGAGCGCGAGGGUCAGCGUUGCCUGCGAGAAGGGCUUGGUUCCUCGGGUCGACGGGGUCCGGGAUCGGAGUUCUAUUUCACUCAGGAUGGAAUUAAUCCAAGCAAGUUGGGCCGAGUUAGGAACAGGUUUAGAAUUAGGGUUAGGGUCACAGUAGGGUCAGCGGUCGGCAGUAAGGUCAAGGGCGCCCAGUGAGGGCGGGGAAAGCCUGGCCAGUCUGAUCCAGCCCCCUCCCUUAGUCCUGCUUCUUCCUUAUCCGCGCCUACACCCCUGGCGCCCCAGCAUCCUUUCGCGUCCGAGUCCCAGGCCCAUGAACUCCCGGGCGGGGCCACGCCCAAGUGCCCGUCCAUCGCCGCCUCCAGGGUGACGCCCUCUAUGCAAACAAGUCUGUCACGCCCAAUCAGCUCCCGGGGGCAGGGCCGCCCGCUCCCAAGGCACCUGCGGCCGCGGGCCCCUGAUCUUCGUGCAGCCGCUGCGGGUCCGUGCGCCCAGCGUCCCAGGACUCAGGCCGAGCAGACAGAGAUCGCUCCACUCAGCCUGGGACGAUGGGGAGGAAAAAAAUCCAGAUCUCCCGUAUCCUGGACCAAAGGAAUCGGCAGGUAACGUUCACCAAGCGGAAGUUCGGGCUGAUGAAGAAGGCCUAUGAGCUGAGCGUGCUCUGCGACUGUGAGAUAGCCCUCAUCAUCUUCAACAGCGCCAACCGCCUCUUCCAGUAUGCCAGCACGGACAUGGACCGCGUGCUGCUGAAGUACACGGAGUACAGCGAGCCCCACGAGAGCCGCACCAACACUGAUAUCCUCGAGACGCUGAAGCGGAGGGGCAUUGGCCUCGAUGGGCCAGAACUGGAGCCAGAUGAAGGGCCUGAGGAGCCAGGAGAGAAGUUUCGGAGGCUGGGAGGCGAAGGGGGUGAUCCAGCCUUGCCCCGACCCCGGCUGUAUCCUGCAGCUCCUGCUAUGCCCAGCCCAGACAUGGUGUACGGGGCCCUGCCGCCACCAAGCUGUGACCCCAGUGGGCUUGGGGAGGCACUGCCCGCCCAGAGCCGCCCAUCUCCCUUCCGACCAGCAGCCCCCAAAGCUGGGCCCCCAGGCCUGGUGCACCCUCUCUUCUCACCAAGCCACCUCACGAGCAAGACACCACCCCCACUGUACCUGCCGACGGAAGGGCGGAGGCCAGACCUACCUGGUGGCCUGGCUGGGCCCCGAGGGGGACUAAACACCUCCAGAAGCCUCUACAGUGGCCUGCAGAGCCCCUGCUCCACUGCAACCCCUGGACCCCCGCUGGGGAGCUUCCCCUUCCUCCCCGCAGGCCCCGCAGAAUAUGGCCUGGGAGACCCUCCACCGCCCCCUGGCUUGUUGCAGCCCCCAACCCUGGCCCCCUGGCAGCCCUCGAGAGGUGAUGGGCCCCCCGCCGUGCCCUCCCAGCCCAGUGGGGGCCGAAGCUUGGGCGAGGAGGGCCCCCCAACCCGCGGCGCCUCCCCGCCGACACCCCCAGUCAGCAUCAAGUCCGAGCGCCUCUCUCCGGCCCCCGGGGGCCCCGGCGACUUUCCUAAGACCUUCCCCUACCCCUUGCUCCUCGCCCGGUCCCUGGCAGAGCCUCUGCGGCCCGGGCCCGCCCUGCGCCGGCUGCCCUUGGCCGACGGCUGGCCCCGGUAGGAGACCCCUGGUGGCACAGGCCCAGGGUUCUCGCCGGGCACGGCGAGGGCACGUGGGGACCCCACCUCCCUCCAGGCCUCUUCAGAGAAGACUCGACAGUGACGGCCCCCUCCGCGGUGGGGGCUUGGACUCAAUCCACCCUGGGGGGACUCCUUUCCUUCUUCCUCUUUGUGUGUAUACCUAAAAAUAAAACGCGCGUGGCGUCCGUGGACCAGA